UGACAACAUGAAGGGACUUUCUGGUCCGCUGGGCUGCAGGGGGAGGGGGUUCGCAAGCCACGCAGCCCGCAGCAGAGCGGGGCGGGGCGGCUCUGGGCGCCCAGCGUCUCCAGGGGUUGCUACAACAGACCCCGCUAGCCAAGCUGGAGCGCCAGGGCAGGGGGGGCGGCGGCAGGAGGGGAGGCAGGGACCCCUCGGCCGGCAAGAGGAGCCCUCCCCCACCCUGCCAGGACCCCGGCCGCACCGCCCCCAGGAGCCCCGGUUGCAGGCUGCCGCACGGGGCGGGGCCGCGGCGCUCCUUUCCCGACACCUGAGCCGUGGCGGCCGCGGCUGUGGCUCCCGCGCUCCGGUCCCCGAGGCCGAGCCAGGUGAGCGCGGACGCCGGCCACAGGCGAAGGCUCGGGUCCGCCCCCAACGCACGAGCCACGGUGCGAGCAGAGACCUGGCCACCAUGCCACGUAGCCCUACAUCCAGUGAGGACGAGAUGGCCCAGAGCUUCUCUGACUACUCUAUGGGCUCCGAGUCUGACAGUUCCAAGGAAGAGACCAUCUACGACACCAUCCGGGCCACGGCAGAGAAACCAGGUGGUGUGAGGAUGGAGGAGAGCCAGGGUGACACGCUGGUGAUCCGGGUGGUCAUCCAGGACCUGCAGCAGACGAAAUGCAUCCGCUUCAACCCGGAUGCCACAGUGUGGGUGGCGAAGCAGCGAAUCCUGUGCACACUGAAUCAGGGUUUGAAGGAUGUUCUGAACUACGGGCUGUUCCAGCCAGCCAGCAAUGGGCGUGAUGGCAAGUUCCUGGAUGAGGAGCGGCUGCUGCGCGAGUACCCCCAGCCCACGGGGCCGGGCGUCCCGUCCCUGGAGUUUCGAUACAAGAAGCGGGUGUAUAAACAGUCCAAUCUAGAUGAGAAGCAGCUGGCCAAGCUCCACACAAAGACCAACCUGAAGAAGUUCAUGGAUCAUACUCAGCAUCGGUCUGUGGAAAAGCUGGUUAAGCUGCUGGACCGAGGCCUGGACCCCAAUUUCCAUGACCUGGAGACUGGAGAGACUCCUCUGACCCUGGCCGCCCAGCUGGAUGAUUCCAUGGAGGUCAUCAAAGCCCUCCGAAAUGGUGGGGCUCACCUGGACUUCCGUGCCAAGGAUGGGAUGACUGCCCUGCACAAAGCCGCCCGAGCCAGGAACCAGAUUGCCCUGAAGACCCUGUUAGAGCUUGGUGCCUCUCCGGAUUACAAGGAUAGCUACGGUCUCACGCCGCUGUAUCACACAGCCAUUGUGGGGGGCGACCCCUACUGCUGCGAGCUGCUGCUACAUGAGCAUGCCACUGUGUGCUGCAAGGACGAGAACGGCUGGCAUGAGAUCCACCAGGCCUGCAGGUACGGACACGUGCAGCACCUAGAGCACCUCCUCUUCUACGGCGCAGACAUGGGCGCCCAGAAUGCCUCGGGGAACACGGCCCUGCACAUCUGUGCCCUCUACAACCAGGACAGCUGUGCAAGAGUGUUGCUGUUUCGAGGCGGAAAUAAGGAAUUGAAAAACUACAACAGCCAGACCCCCUUUCAGCUCUCCAGCGGCAUGGAAGUGAGUGCACAUCUUAACUGCAUUGACUUGUGCUGCUGUCAUCAUGGGUGUGCAAGUGUCUCUUCGGUGGCGAUCAUAGCAGGCAACUUCGAGCUGGCAGAGUACAUCAAAAACCACAAGGAGACAGACAUUGUGCCCUUCCGAGAGGCUCCGGCCUACUCCAACCGCAGGCGGCGGCCCCCAAACACACUGGCCGCACCCCGGGUCCUGCUGCGCUCCAACAGUGACAACAACCUCCACGCCGGUGCACCUGAAUGGGCCGUCUGCUCCGCGGCCACCGCCCAUCGCAGCCUCUCGCCGCAGCUGCUGCAGCAGGUGCCCAGCAAACCUGAUGGCACCGUGAAGAGCAUCCCAAGCUAUGUCCCGGGGCCCCGCAGCCGCUCGCCAUCCCUCAACAGGCUUGGCGGUACAGGCGAGGAUGGCAAGAGGCCCCAGCCACACUGGCAUGUGGGGCCACCUCUUACUCCUGGUGCCAACAAGGGCUCCCUCUCGGCCUUCGAGUACCCGGGGCCCAAGCGGAAGCUCUACAGCGCCGUGCCUGGGAGACUGUUCGUCGUUGUCAAGCCAUACCAACCCCAAGUUGAUGGCGAGAUCCCCCUUCACCGUGGUGACAGAGUCAAAGUUCUGAGCAUCGGUGAAGGGGGCUUCUGGGAAGGCAGCGCCCGCGGCCACAUUGGGUGGUUUCCAGCUGAUUGUGUUGAAGAGGUGCAGUGUAAGCCCAAGGACGGCCAGGCAGAAACCCGCGCAGACCGCAGCAAGAAGCUCUUCAGACACUAUACUGUGGGCUCCUACGACAGCCUCGAUGCAUCCGGUGACUGCAUCAUCGAGGAGAAGACAGUGGUCCUACAGAAGAAGGACAAUGAGGGCUUCGGGUUUGUGCUCCGAGGGGCAAAAGCUGACACCCCCAUUGAAGAAUUCACUCCAACGCCGGCAUUCCCAGCCCUACAGUACCUGGAAUCUGUGGAUGAAGGCGGGGUGGCAUGGCAAGCUGGACUGAGGACCGGGGACUUCUUGAUUGAGGUUAACAAUGAGAAUGUUGUCAAAGUCGGCCACAGGCAGGUGGUAAACAUGAUCCGCCAGGGAGGGAAUCACCUCAUCCUUAAGGUCGUCACGGUGACCAGGAAUUUGGACCCUGAUGACACCGCGAGGAAGAAAGCUCCCCCACCUCCGAAGCGAGCACCAACCACAGCCCUCACCCUGCGCUCCAAGUCCAUGACCGCAGAGCUAGAGGAGCUCGGCCUCUCACUAGUGGACAAAGCUGCAGUCCGGAAGAAGAAGGAUAAACCAGAAGAGAUAGUUCCGGCCCCAAAACCUUCCCGGACUGCUGAGAAUGUGGCCGUGGAGUCGAGAGUGGCAACCAUCAAGCAGCGGCCUACGAGCAGGUGUUUUCCAGCGGUCUCAGAUAUGAAUUCCGUGUAUGAACGCCAAGGGAUUGCUGUGAUGACACCCACUGUUCCUGGGAGCCCAAAAGGCCCAUUUCUGGGCCUCCCUCGAGGUACGAUGCGAAGGCAGAAAUCGAUAGACAGCAGAAUCUUUCUAUCAGGAAUAACAGAGGAAGAACGACAAUUUCUGGCCCCUCCGAUGCUGAAAUUCACCAGAAGCCUGUCCAUGCCAGACACCUCUGAGGAUAUUCCCCCUCCACCACAGUCUGUGCCCCCGUCUCCACCACCACCUUCCCCCACCACCUACAACUGCCCCAAGUCCCCGACUCCAAGAGUCUAUGGGACGAUUAAGCCCGCAUUCAAUCCAAAUUCUGCUGCCAAGGUGUCUCCUGCCACUAGAUCUGACACAGUGGCCACCAUGAUGAGGGAAAAGGGGAUGUUCUAUAGGAGAGAGCUAGAUCGCUACUCCCUGGACUCUGAAGACCUCUACAGUCGGAAUGCCCCUCCCCAGGCAACCUUCCGCACGAAACGGGGCCAGAUGCCAGAGAACCCAUACUCAGAGGUAGGGAAGAUCGCAAGCAAAGCUGUCUAUGUGCCUGCCAAGCCUGCCAGGCGGAAGGGCAUGCUGGUGAAGCAGUCCAAUGUGGAGGACAGCCCCGAGAAGACCUGCUCCAUCCCUAUCCCCACCAUCAUUGUCAAGGAGCCUUCCACCAGCAGCAGUGGCAAGAGCAGCCAGGGCAGCAGCAUGGAAAUUGAUCCCCAGGUCACAGAGCCACCAGGCCAGCUACGGCCUGAUGACAGCUUGACCGUCAGCAGCCCCUUCGCGGCUGCCAUUGCCGGGGCUGUCCGUGACCGGGAGAAGCGGUUAGAAGCCAGAAGGAACUCCCCAGCCUUCCUCUCCACUGACCUAGGGGAUGAGGAUGUGGGUCUGGGCCCGCCCAUCCCCCGGGUGCGGCCCUCCAAGUUCCCUGAGGAGGGUGGGUUUGGCGAUGAGGAUGGUUCCGAGCAACUGGUUUCACCCACACCAGGAGCAUCACCACGGGAGCCCGAAAACCACUUUAUGGGCAGUGGUGAGGCUGGUGCUCAAGCAGAGGCUGGGAGGCCCCUCAAUUCUGCAUCCAAAGCCAAGGGGCCUGAAGGCAGCACAGCAGCACCCCCCAAAAGCAGCAGCACAGCCAGCCCUGAGAAUUAUGUCCAUCCACUCACUGGACGGCUGCUUGAUCCCAGCUCUCCGCUGGCCCUGGCACUGUCUGCAAGGGACCGAGCCCUGAAGGAGUCCCAGCAAGGGCCCAAGGGGGAGGCCCCCAAGGCUGACCUCAACAAACCUCUCUACAUCGAUACCAAAAUGCGGCCCAGUGUAGAAGCUGGUUUCCCUCCAGUCACCAGGCAGAAUACUCGGGGGCCCUUGCGGCGGCAGGAAACAGAAAAUAAGUAUGAGCUGGACCUAAGCAAGGACCGGAGAGGUGAAGACAAAAAGAACAUGCUGAUCAACAUCGUGGACACAGCGCAGCAGAAGACAGCCGGCCUGCUGAUGGUGCAUACUGUGGAUGCCACCAAGACAGGUGGCCCCUUAGAGGAGGAAGAGGAAAGAGAGGAUGUGGACAUAAAGCCAGACAACUUGCCCUCCACAGUGCCAGAAGGCGUUUCUGAAACCGAAGGUGCUUUACAGAUCUCCGCUGCCCCCGAGCCCACCACCACUCCUGGCAGGACCAUUGUGGCGGCAGGCUCCAUGGAAGAGGCAGUGGUUUUGCCAUUCCGCAUCCCUCCUCCCCCUCUGGCAUCCGUGGACUUGGAUGAGGAUUUUAUUUUUACAGAGCCAUUGCCUCCUCCCCUGGAAUUUGCAAAUAGUUUUGAUAUCCCCGAUGACCGUGCUGCUUCUGUCCCUGCUCUCACUGACUUGGCAAAACAGAAGAAAAGUGACACGCCCCCAUCCCCUUCGUGGAAUGCUGGCCAGCCAGCCAGCUCCACAGAUAGCAAGAAGCCAGCCAGCCUCUCAAACUGUCUGCCCACCUCGUUCCUGCCACCCCCUGAGAGCUUUGACGCAGUCACUGACUCUGGGAUCGAGGAGGUGGACAGCCGGAGCAGCAGUGACCACCAUCUCGAGACAACCAGCACCAUCUCCACAGUGUCCAGCAUCUCUACCCUGUCGUCUGAAGGUGGGGAGAGCAUGGACACCUGCACGGUCUAUGCAGACGGGCAGGCGUUUGUGGUUGACAAGCCCCCCGUACCUCCAAAGCCAAAAAUGAAGCCCAUAAUUCAUAAAAGCAACGCACUUUACCAAGAUGCGCUCCUGGAAGAGGAUGUAGACAGCUUUGUCAUUCCCCCCCCUGCACCCCCACCCCCACCAGGCAGUACCCAGCCCGGGAUGGCAAAGGUCAUCCAGCCAAGGACCUCAAAGUUGUGGGGUGACGUCACAGAGGUCAAAAGCCCGAUUCUCUCAGGCCCAAAAGCAAAUGUCAUUAGUGAAUUGAACUCAAUCCUACAACAAAUGAACCGAGAGAAAUCGGCAAAGCCAGGGGAAGGACUGGAUUCACCGGCAGGAGCCAAGUCUGCCAGCCUCCCUCCCAGAAGCCUGGAGGUCAUGAGCACCGUCUCAGGUACACGGAGCACGACGGUCACAUUCACUGUCCGCCCUGGCACAUCCCAGCCCAUCACCCUGCAGAGCCGGCCCCCUGACUAUGAAAGUAGGACCUCAGGAACAAGACGUGCCCCAAGCCCUGUGGUCUCACCAACAGAGAUGAACAAAGAGAUCCUGCCCACCCCUCUGUCUGCUGCUGCUGCAUCUCCUUCUCCCACACUCUCAGAUGUCUUUAGCCUUCCAAGCCAGUCCCCUGCUGGGGACCUAUUUGGCUUGAACCCAGCAGGUCGCAGCAGGUCGCCAUCUCCCUCAAUACUGCAACAGCCAAUCUCAAAUAAGCCUUUUACAACUAAACCUGUCCACCUAUGGACUAAACCAGAUGUGGCAGAUUGGCUGGAAAGUCUGAACUUGGGUGAACACAAAGAGACCUUCAUGGACAAUGAGAUCGAUGGCAGUCACUUACCAAACCUUCAGAAGGAAGACCUGAUAGAUCUGGGGGUGACUCGAGUUGGGCACAGAAUGAACAUAGAAAGGGCUUUGAAACAGCUCCUAGACAGAUAAGGACGGCUGCUCCUUCCCUUUAUAGACUUCUUGUUAUAAGUAGAGAUGGGCUUAUGCUGAAAUAUCUGUUGGCCGAGCAGAGGAAAAAGUCUGUGAGCACCAACCCCGCUCCUCGGGUUUGUCUCCAUGUACCCAAAGAAAUACUGAAAGCAUCCACAGUGUGGCUGAGCCAAUGCCUUAGAACCCCAGCUUUCUACAGGGGUUUCUUGGGUGGCUUCUGUCCAACAGGGAAUGGGGAGGGGGAUUUUCUAACAUGGAUACAGAUUCCCAGCAUGCAGGUGACCUCGCUUUGCUGGGCCCAAGAGGCUCCCAUCAAUUUCACAGGGGAUCCUUGCUCUUGUAGGCAGACAUCAAUGUACUCCAGAUACCUCCUGAGACCUCCCUGCUCUGCUUUCUGGGCAGCUCUCACCAUGCAGGUCCCAACACAAGCCUUUCCUCCAUCCUGUGGCCUCUUGGAAGAUGUUCAGUGCCCAUUUGCUCCUAUCUUUUCCCUGUACUUGCUUACAGUGAGAUGCUCCCAGACAGGCUUAUCCAGUGCCCUUCCUGGGCCUGAAAGGUAGAGAAUGGUUUUUGCUGGCUGGAUCACUUAUCCCAUCUCCUCCUGUGUUGUGCACCCAUGGUUCUUAUCCAUGAAGUUCUUGGCAGCGGUGGGUGUUUGAAAUGGGAUCAUGCCCAGCUUUGCUUAGCUUUCUUUCUUUCUUUCUGCAAAUAUAUUAGCAUAAUUCCAAGGUGGCCAAACAAAUUGUCACAUGGAGUUAGUCAAAGCACAAGGUCAUGAUCCCAAGGAGGGGAGCCCUGCCAUGGGAACCAGCCAUUGUGUAGCUUCGUAGGCCCGGGGCCUCUUCUAAGACAAGAGCAGCUACUGCCAGAAGCAUCUACCCAGGAUGGAGAGGGGUCCUCUGCCUCUCAGGAUUCUUUUUAAGUAAAAGCCUUUGAGCUCUGCAGAGAUCAGAGCAGGUGAGCAUCCACUCCAACAUAAAGGACAAGAAGAAAAUGUGGUCAUGGUGAGCAUAUGCUGCCACAGGUGGACUGAUGUUUUCACCAGGAGUUGGUGGGGCUCUGUGACCUCAGUCUGAACCCAGCUGAGGGUAAGCAUCUCUGCCAAAAUGGCCCUUUUGCUCACCAGAGAAGGUGGUACUUAGGGGUUUCUCCCCCUUCUUUCCGGGUAUCCGGGAAUCCCACCAGCUUGUCUUAAAAGUACAACGGGGUCUUAGAGGACCCCAUGGGCAGGGAAUACAGACAGGACCCAGGGUAGAGAACAGAAGGUGGGCUGCAGGAUGCAGGUGACACAUGGAUGAGAACAGAAACAAGGCAGGGAGCAGCUCUGGACAAUGGCCCUGCCUAAGGCCCAGGUUUCUGAGCCUGUAUUGUCCCCAAGUCCCUCCUUCCAGAAACAAUACCUCUGAUGUCCAAGGGAGGUCACCAGUUGCACACAGGCUGCAAAACAUCAAGUCAGGCUUCCCGCACCUUCUCCCAUGUAUGGAGAAAAUGCAAAUGUCAGGUGUGUGGUUUCAUUAUGAUUUCAGAACUAGCCCAGCCCAUCUCUAAUUAUAAAACAUUUUUUUCCUUUUUUUCUUUAUGCUCACGACCAUGUGUCUGAUGAGGUCUGAAACAACUCUAGAAUGAACACAUAAAAUUUAGCAAUUUAAAAUCUUUCUUUACUGCAAGUUUAAAUAGGUGUACAGAUAGUUUAUAAGCACAAUAUUUUAAGAAAAAAAAGUGGCUGGUCUACUAGGCAGCCUUUGUGCCACUUCAGUGCUAGAAAGUUACAGAAAAAAAAAAAAACUUUUGUGAUUUAAUGAUACUAUUUCUGUGGAAUAAUUAUACAAGUAUGACCUUUUUAAAUCACCUUAUCUGGAUGCAUCUGAACCAGCAGAGCUGUGUUAUAUUUUCUAUCUUUGCUAGAACUUCUUCAUUGAAAGACAAUUAUUUCUUCAAAAGUUAUUACAUUUCAAAUGCAGCAGUUUCUCCAAAAAUGAAACCAAAACACACAACCCACACACACACACACACAUCCUUGAUUUGGAAAACCAGUCUUUGGACCAUGACUCUUCCAAAACCAUUUGCAGGUCAAUCUUUGUAUCUGAAUGACCCAAUCCAGUGGAAGUAAUUGAAUGUUUAAGUGCUUUACAUCACAUACUUUCUGUUUCCCAUAAUGAGAUAAAUCAGUACUAAUCUAGAAAAAGGUACCACAAGCAGCUGUAUUUCAGAGAAUGUAAAAAUAGUGGUUCUGCCAUUAAUUCGUCUUCCAUUUGGUGAUUUUUGCAAAAUUUCUAAGUAUACCACUUCAUCAGGCUCUUUUCCUUUGCCUACAGUUGGCAUUACCUCUACACACAGUGCCAGGCCGAAUGCUAGACAGGAGACCUGGUGGCUUUGGGUCUACUGACUCAGGCAGCCAGCCAGUGACAGCAGCUACCACCCCUUUCUUAAACUUUAAGCCACACGCCACUAACCAGAAGCAAGUUGACUGAAAGCCUCCAGAGCUGACAGAACCUUUACACUGUUUUGUCACAGAAUAGUCGAAGGAUGUAUCAGAACCUGCACUGACCAACAAAACACAGGUGUUGCUGAAAUGAGUCUACUGUGGCUCUAUCGGAUGGUUUUGCUACAGAGAGCAAUAUUCCCCGUUCAAAUCACCGCCCACUGUUCUCCCUCUGGACAUGUCAGGACCAGGCCCUAUCCCAGCACCCUCUUUAAUGGUGGAACAAAUGUUAAACUGCUCAUAUAAUGAUCUUGUUAAUAUUACUCCAGGUUUUAAGAUCAACUUUUGUUAUAUACUGUAAUUUAAACAAACUGCAUUUACAUGCCUAGUUUCUGUAAUAUUGUGAAUACAAAAUCAAAAUCUCUCAAGAUGUAAAUUAUAUAUAUCUGCCAAGAUACCUUCUCCAGGGCGUCUGUGCACAUUUUAAGUUAAUUCAUAUAAUAUAAAAAUGACUCAAUGUGACUGUUGAUUUGCUGAAUUUUACAUAUCACAAAGUGAAUUAUUUGUGGUACUUUAGUUAAUAAAACAGUAACAUUUUUCUGAGUUAUUGAACAAGCAAACAUUAUCCAGUUGAUCUGGCAAUGACUUUUUUGUGUGUGGGCCACAUACACUGAUUUUUCCCAUUAACAAUUGUUUUUGUUUUUUAAAUACUAAUAUGUUUCACACUAUAGUUUCUGUAACAUGUUCGCAUAUCUAUGUUACUGUUACUUUUGUGCUUUUAUUCUUUUUAGACUUUAUUAAAAAAAACAAGAAAACAAAAAAAGCUCCUGUAAUUUGCACUUUCUCCCAAUCCUUAAAUCUCUUGUAUGGCAACCAAAUUUACUGUAAAAAAAAUAAUAAAUAUACUCUUGCACUAAGGUUGUAGUUCUGAUUGCAAACAGUGAAAACUGUCUGAAUUAAACAACAAAAAGUUGCCAAACUGGUGAUCUAACAUAGGUUGUUUAAAACAUCACAGCCAGCUCUACCUGUAUAAAACUGACAAGAUCAUACCUUUCGUUACGAGUGAAAAUGCUUUCAUAGAGCUCAUUUGCCUUGUUCCAUUUCCUUAAUGUAUUCUCAGUGAACGGAAAUGUGUGUAUUAUUUCAGAACUGUAUAAAAUAUCAAAACUGGCUUCUGUGACUAUUCCUGUGAGCCUGGCGUCAAGGUCUGGCUGUUGCUUCUGUUUUGUGGGGGGAGCAGGGGUGCCCUGGAGAUUGAGCCAGGCCUAGCUCUCCUUCCUGGGAGAAGAAGUGCCCAUAAUACCCCAGUGAGCUGUCUUCUAGCCAUAAGGCCUUGGGAGUUGCAGAGCUGGGCAGCCUCUCUGGUCAAUGUUACCCAAUGUUUUAAUAAGAAAGGAACAUACUAAGGUCUGGAACAAGAAAGAUUUUGUGUACUUUUGGCAAAGAGCUCAAACAGGAACACAUGGAUUGUCUCUUCUGCUUUAGGGAAGUGGCUUUUUGUUUUUCCUUUUGCAAUACUAGAAAGUGCUGAACUACAUCCGCAGCCCCCUUUUUUAUUUUGAGACAAGGUCUUGCUAAAUUACCAAGGCUGGCCUUGAACUUGUGAUCCUUCUGCCUCAGCCUCCCAAGUAAUUGGGAUUACAGGCAUGCAACACCACUCCUAACAAGUGUACUUUACACACUGAAAGUCUCUGGCCUCAUCAGUGAAAAGAAUCUGUAGUUCCUAAAUGGUUUCUUCUGUUUUGGCACAUUCUCCACCUGAACAGCAGCCACUAUGUUUCCAUUCAUCAAGAUGUUUAAUUUUUGUAUCUUUGUACCUUGCCCUGCCACCACUUCACCAUCAAAUAGUUCCUAAUCUUUAGCCACCCCAAACUUCCUUCCAAUGGUUUCUUCUAAACCUUCUUACUGAGUACAGUAUUUGUCUUACUAAAGGGAAACAACUGAUGGAGGGCUUUUUUCUUUUACUUGAACUUUAUUUGAGAUAUUUUAAUAAGCAGUGAAACUGGAAUGUUUCUGUAUCUGUAGAUAUCAUGUGCACACAUGAGUAAAAUGCACAUGGCUGGGUGACCACACAGCUGCAUGCAUAAGGGACUGUCCUUGCUUUGGGGGAUAGGAUUUAUAUAGCCCUGGUUCUCAGACUGCAGCGGAUCUAAUUCCUUCAACUCUUAACCCACACUGUAUCCAUGGCUUUGUUUUUUCAUGAUCCCUGUAACAUGGUUCUACAUCUCAUGAUCUUUACUGUUUUAUGUUUAAAAUUACAAAAAUCACUGUUCAGUGCUUCUACUCUGGAACUCUGUUCAUAGCAAUUCUGGAACUUUACUAUGAGCCUUUCAAAUAAAUACAGAAAAGAAAAAAAGAGGAAGAAAAAAAUCAAA
Molecule: messenger RNA, 10894 nt
Organism: Cavia porcellus (domestic guinea pig)
Lineage: Eukaryota; Metazoa; Chordata; Mammalia; Rodentia; Caviidae
Gene: Shank2
Product: SH3 and multiple ankyrin repeat domains 2
Exons: 26
Coding region: 8-6097 (2029 amino acids)
Cellular component (GO): dendritic spine; postsynaptic density; postsynaptic membrane
Molecular function (GO): synaptic receptor adaptor activity; ionotropic glutamate receptor binding
Source: RefSeq, a predicted model, not a curated record